UCGCUAAACGUCAAGAAGCAAACAAAAAAAAGGACAAAAAAUUAGACAAUAAAAAACACUUGACCAAAUUAAGUCAAAAUUCCAAAAUACUAAACACCUAAAACGAAAAAAGUAACAAAAUACAUUUCUUUGGCACUCAGGAUAAUAAACAAAUAGCAAUCGGCAGAAAUGACUGGUUCAUUUAGUGUUAAACUGAAGUCAAAAAAAGGUCAAUUCAUAGUAAGCGACCUCAGCGAGAACACAACGUUGGCCGAGCUGAAAACGCGGAUAGCGCACGUAACGCAAAUCAAGGAGCCGCAGUUACAUGUUCUCGUUGGCUAUCCACCACGCCCACUAAACCUCACCGAAGAGCAGCAGCGCAACUUAAUCGCUGCAGGCAUCAAAAGUGGUGAGACACUAAUUGUGGAGGAGAAGGCAGCGGUGGCAUUAGCUGAUAAUUCCACACUGGCGGACGACGAAGCGCUGGCGCGUCGAUUGCAGGCCGAGGAAGAUGCCGAGCACUUGCGACAGGUGACAACACAAAGCAGUGACCCUGCUGUCUCCGACAGCGCUCCCAAUGCCACUCCCAGUUCCAAUCCUGUGCCAGCACCCGUUGAAGCGGGUCCAAAUGGCGACUUCAAUGGAAUCUUGUUGAAGAAGGUGGUGCCAGCGGACAACUCGUGCCUUUUCACCAGCAUACGCUUUGUGCUCAACGGCAAAGUGGACAACGAGGGCAGCGAAAUGAUGCGCCAUAUUAUUGCAACAGAGGUCGCCGCCGAUCCACAGCAAUACAAUGAUGCUGUAUUGGGCAAAUCGAAUGCCGAGUACUGCGCCUGGAUACAGAAGGCUGACUCUUGGGGCGGUGCCAUCGAAGUGUCCAUAUUGUCCAAUUAUUAUGGCAUUGAAAUCGAUGUGGUUGACAUACAGAAUGCGAUCAUCAAUCGAUUCGGAGAGGACAAAAACUUUGGUUUACGUGUCUUCCUGCUCUUUGAUGGCAUUCACUAUGAUCCGCUGUACAUGGAGACUUCACAGAGCGCAGCACCAGCCACCAUCUUUCCGGUCGAGGAGCUGGGCGUCUAUCAGCAGGCUGAGCAGCUGGCCAACGAGGCCAAAUCGUCGCGUCAAUUCACCAAUGUGGACAAAUUCAAUUUGCGCUGCCUGCAAUGCGACCUAAUGUUGGUGGGUCAAGCGCAGGCUCAGCAACAUGCCAAGGCAACUGGACAUGCGAAUUUCGGAGAGAUUUAAUACGUGCUGAUCUUUGGCGGCAUUUAUAUUUUGGCUUUUAUUCUUUUCGCCUAUUACAUACUCACCACAUAGAGAGAUAGAGAGCCCUGGAACUGUCCAACCUAAAGCGCUUUUUGCUUAUUUUAUUAUUUCUCUUCUUUAGCUAAAUCUUCAGUGGUUAAUUUAUUUAAAUCUGUCUACAUCCACGCAAAA
Molecule: messenger RNA, 1416 nt
Organism: Drosophila albomicans
Lineage: Eukaryota; Metazoa; Arthropoda; Insecta; Diptera; Drosophilidae
Gene: Yod1
Product: ubiquitin thioesterase OTU1
Exons: 1
Coding region: 169-1224 (351 amino acids)
Biological process (GO): endoplasmic reticulum unfolded protein response; protein deubiquitination
Cellular component (GO): nucleus; cytosol
Molecular function (GO): cysteine-type deubiquitinase activity
Source: RefSeq, a predicted model, not a curated record